AUGAACGGUCACAGGUAUCGGCUAGGUGAGCCUGCAUCGGACGCUGGUGAAACGGUGGCUAGGGCGUGGCAAUAUGACUGGACCGAACUGGAAGAGCUGCUCACUUCCAAGUACACACAGGACUUAGCUGAUCGACACGCCACGACUUUCAGCAAGAUGUGCCGGCAGUAUAUGGUGCACUAUGGUGGCUUUCUCUGGACGGAUUUAACUCGCGUGACGCCGCUUGUUGAUCGCCUGGUCACGAAGUUUCGUGAAGGCCGACUGGAGUAUGCCCCCGCACUGCGAGACCUAUGUUCAGUAGCCAGCAAACCUUUCGUAUCACAGCGGGCCUCAGAGCCCCUUGUUCAUGCAGACGCAGCUAUUCACUUCGUCCGUACUCUAAGCAGGGCAGCUGCAUCCACGUCGACAGUUUCACCUCUACCACCCAGUACGGAGAGACCCAAAGAUGAACCACGGGUCCUUGGUUGCAAGCCGGAGCAGGACAUGCGCCUGGAACACGAGGAUGCUGCUCAUGUAUCGUUACCUGAUUCAGUAUCUAAUGACAACAGGACGGAGCCAGUUAGUGAAUAUGUGGUUAACCCAGAGCUCGCUACUGUCCAACAACAUGAGUCACCGUGCCUGUCCGACUACUCACAGCCUUCGCCAGUGCUCUUGGUAGACUCAGGCAGUUCAGGGGAUGCUUCCAGAGAUGAUGCUGAAGCUUAUCCAAUGGCGCAGCCUUCCCAGGACAGCGGUAAACAUCGAGUCACGUGCUGUCCGUCGGUUCCCAAUCAUCGUAAUGAUCUGAGUCACGGUCUACACAGCAGCGAAGUAGCCUUGACUUGA
Molecule: messenger RNA, 825 nt
Organism: Toxoplasma gondii ME49
Lineage: Eukaryota; Apicomplexa; Conoidasida; Eucoccidiorida; Sarcocystidae
Exons: 1
Coding region: 1-825 (274 amino acids)
Source: RefSeq, a predicted model, not a curated record